AUGCCUUCUAAGCCUCCACAAGCAAAUAAAACUAAAGCGGCUAAAAAUAAUGUCAACAACAAUAAGAAUAAUAGUAAGAGUAAUGUAGCUGGGGCAGCAAGGUUCAGACAUCGUAAGAUAUCAGUGAAGCAACAACUGCGAAUAUACAAGCAUACUGACAUACGAAAUUUGGACGAAGAUGAAUUGCAACAACGGGAAGUAGCGGAUGUCGAGACUGGUGUUGAGAAAAGUGAAGAGAAAGAAGUUCAUUUACAUCAUAUUUUACAAUUGGGUAGUAGUCAAAUUAAUAGUGUCAAGAAAAAGUAUAUUCCUACGCCGGACGCAUCUUUGAAAUGGAAGGAUUAUGCUCAAUUUUAUGUGGGUAAGUUUUCUGAACCUAAGAGCUAUAUUGAAUUUUCUGCUACGGUGGAAGAUUGUUGUGGCGCUAGUUAUAAUAUGGAUGAAAAAGAUGAGAAUUUUCUUAAUGAUGUGGUAAAUAACAAGGAAAAUGCAGAGAAGUUAAGUGAAGAUGAGUUCGAAAUAUUAUGUACUUGUUUCGAAAAUGCUAUCCAUGAACGUCAACCAUUUCUCAGUAUGGAUCCUGAAAGUAUAUUGGAUUUCAAUGAAUUAAAACCUACGCUACUGAAAGCCGAUUUUGGUGAUUCUGGGUUGAGAGCUCAAUUAGCUACUGAACUUGGAUAUUCCUCGAAUGAGAAGUUUAUAACACAGUUUGAUUCUAAGUCACAAUCGAAUACAAGAUCAUUACCAAUUCUGAUAGAGAAAUAUGGAACACAAAUCUAUGAUUAUUGGAAAGCAAGGAAAAUUGAAGUAGAGGGUAAGGAAAUUUUCCCUCAAUUGAAAUUUGAAAGGCCAGGCGAAAAGGAAGAAGUGGAUCCAUAUGUCUGUUUCCGUAGACGUGAAGUCAGGCAUCCAAGGAAAACUAGACGUAUAGAUGUGAUAAAUAGCCAAAAAUUGAGACUUCUACGACAAGAAUUAGAACAUGCUAAAGAACUGGCUCUGUUAGUGGCUAGACGUGAAAAGAUAUCUUCUGAUUUGUUACACGAUGAUAUGGCGAUCUUAAAGGAAAGAAGCGAACUCAAGAAAUUGAAGCGUUCUUUGAAUAUUAGUGGAGAAGAUGAGGAUCUAAUAAAUCAUAAGAGAAAACGUCCUGCUGUACUAACUAUUGAAAGAAAGAGAAUGGAAGCGGAAGCUUUUGCAGCAAGAAAUGCGGCUCUACAGGCUGCAGCAGCAAAAUCAGUAGCUUCAGACGUAGCAGCCAAAAAAUCAAACAAGAAUAAGAUAUCGAAGAACAAAUUAGAGCAGCUUUCCAAAUCUGGUCAAAAACUUACCAAACAACAACUUCUGUUGUUACGAGCUCAAAAGAACGCUGACAUUAAGUUAGAAGAUGAACAAUUGCUUACAGACAAACAAGAUCAACAGCACCAACAGCAGAAGCAACAACAACAAAAUGGUAUACAUGUCUAUGUUAAAUUACCUUCUUCGAAAGUACCUGACCUUGUCCUCGAAGACGUGGACAAUUUGCUAUCUGAUAAAGAAAACAAUGCAAGAAAAUUUGUUCGAGAAAGGAUGGAAAAGAGGAGACAGGAAGACGCUAAUAAUUUUUUCAACUUAACAGAUGAUCCGUACAAUCCCAUUUUCGAUAUCUCAUUGCCUGGAGAAAUUUCUCCAUCGAGUGAACCAUUUUCUUCUAUAUCAUCAUCUAGGUUUGAAAUUACUAGAUCAUAUUAUACCCCUCAUUUGGCUGACUAUUUGAGUGGAACUGCAAAAGAUAUCAAGUUAUUUGGAAAAGAAGGCGAGAAAAUAACUCAGAAUGCUAAUAAUUUGAAGAAAACUGAACUUUAUGAUCCAUUUAGACCUAAAAAGGAAAUCAAUUCACAAGAAUACCCCGUCAAAUUUAGAAGUCGUAUCGGUCGCUUGGGAAUCCAAUAUAUAGACCGGAAACCCAAUAUUAAGCUAGAUGACAUAGAUAAUAUGAUGGAUGAAGUUUUUGACUUCCAAUCGAUUAGCAAACAAGAAAAUGAUAAGAGGAGCGAUGGUGAAGCUAUCAAUGUUUAUGACUCUAAAUUAGAUGAACUAGUAAGAACAUAUGACAAAUGGCAUUAUGAUUCCCUGAGUAAUGAUUAUGGCCUCAAAUUUUCAGAUGAACCAUCUCGAUUGAAUCAGAUUCCAAAUGAAACACAAGCCAUUCGCUUUGGGACGAUGUUAGGUAGUAAAGCAUAUGAACAACUAAGAGAAGCAACUUUUAGAUGUCGACGUGAAUAUAUCCAAAAAAUGAGACAACAAAAGCUAAACAAUCAAAACCAGAUCAAAUCACAACAAAUACCGAAUGGAACGGCUCCAUUACCACCAUUAGGCACACCUUCUGUCCAACCGUCCCAAUUAAGUUCAAAAUCCAAUACUCCAAACCCUUCUAGUAAUUCAACUUCUGUGAUCUACAGGAACUGA
This is a messenger RNA of Naumovozyma dairenensis CBS 421, 2445 nucleotides long. RefSeq names its product Epl1p (gene EPL1). Gene Ontology annotation, biological process: regulation of transcription by RNA polymerase II. NCBI's taxonomy places the organism in Eukaryota, Fungi, Ascomycota, Saccharomycetes, Saccharomycetales, Saccharomycetaceae. The coding region runs from base 1 to 2445 and encodes 814 amino acids. The record is from RefSeq and is a predicted model, not a curated record. The transcript has a single exon. Gene Ontology annotation, cellular component: piccolo histone acetyltransferase complex.